Molecule: messenger RNA, 2896 nt
Organism: Silurus meridionalis
Lineage: Eukaryota; Metazoa; Chordata; Actinopteri; Siluriformes; Siluridae
Gene: lrrc14b
Product: leucine rich repeat containing 14B
Exons: 3
Coding region: 897-2477 (526 amino acids)
Biological process (GO): negative regulation of DNA-templated transcription; negative regulation of cell differentiation; negative regulation of apoptotic process
Cellular component (GO): cytoplasm
Source: RefSeq, a predicted model, not a curated record
CUACUUACGACCAAACGACCGUGUUACGACCGGUCUGUCGGUCCCAAUCGUGGUUGUAAGUCGAAGACUAUCUGUAUGUAUAUUUGAAAAUUUUGUUUUACAAAAAUGUGCGUACACUUCUAGGUAAGAAAAAUUAAUAUUCCCAGAAUGGGAAAUACUGGUCUUUCAAUAGACAAAUUAUUGUUCAGAAAAUAACCAAGAAUUAAACAAAUUUCAAAAAGCUUCUGUGCGAUUUGCUAGUUUACUUUUAACUUAAACAGUACAUUUCCACGUACAUAGUUUUCUUAUAUGUAAAAAUUUUAAAUAAUGAUUUAUAUUUUUCAUAGAUAUUAACAAGCAUAAAAUUAGCAUGACUGGAUGUACUAUAUUUUUUCAAAUAUAUUUCCAAAGAUGUAAUUUUUUUGCUUUCUCUGGCACACCUCCAUCAAGGGUGUGUAACAAGCUCAUGAAAUGUAUGUAUGCAUGAUUUAAUUGUUAAUCAUAAUUCUUGUAUAAUACUGGACAUAUUAUUUGCCUUAUUCUUAAUCUUGCAUUAUGUAUAUAGUACAUAAAGUAUGCAUUAUACAAAUGAAGAACAAUCAAAUGUCUCUUUUACUGCUUGGCCUACCAAGAAUCAGAAGAGUUGCUUGUUAUUAUCCUGUAGAAAAAUUCAGUGCAUGUCAUAGUUUCAAAUAGAACUACUGCCUGUGAGUCAGGUUCUGUGAGGCCACGAGACAGCUGUUGCUAAAUAUAAACGCUCAAAACUACCACCUCCUCACUUUCACAGCCGGAUACACAACUUGCCGCAUCCCAUUCUAAUACAAAUGCUGGUACAACGAACAGGAGGAAAAACACUUUCAAUCAUUUUUCCACAAGGCUGAUAUAUUUCAGAAGAAUUAAAGAUUUGCUAAAACAGCAUGAAAAGCUUGAAAUUCUUGGCAGCAGAGGGUUUUGUUCAAAAUGGCCCAUGUGCCAGGAGGAAUCUCAAUUGCUUAUCCUACAAUCUCUACCCAAUCCUGUUUAAGGCAAGCUAUCUGCUGGAAAAGGAAGACGUGCUCAGUAACUUGGUCAAGACAUGGCCUCUCACUGAGCUCAAUCUACAGAGAUUACUGGGAAAAACUCCAGACUGCCAGACAGAUCUCACCUCACGCACCUGCCGCCUCUGUCUCAAAGCCCUGCUGUUGGGAUUGAAGGACUACGUUCUUCAGGAACCAACCACAUAUGCCAAAGUUCUGCGUGUUGUUGAUCUGACUGGGCUGAAUGAUAUUGAGCACCAGGCCUGCCCAUGUAGCAGCUCGCUGGGCCGCUGGGCCCGCACUGAACUGCUCACACACAUGUGUUACGAAACCAUGGUGGCCAUGCAGGCAGAUCAGGCAGCAGCAUCAGCCUGGAAGAUGGAGGUGGACGUCCAGCUCAACGCCUUCGUUACAGGACGGAACUAUGAAACUGUGACCCAGGCUCUGCUGCUGAUCAAACACUGUCCAUUGAAGUUACGCUGUGUGGGUCUUCGUGUGGACUCGCUUCCUCUGAAGAACCUCUUCUAUUUGCUGCGCCUGGCCAACACUGAAAGCCUGCAGAAGUUAGAGGUUGUGCAUAAUGUACAUCUGGAGGCUCCACAUUUGGAAGUGAUGUUGUCAAAGCUUAAUUUCCCACAGCUGCGCUCGCUCACCUUACCAGCACAGGCACUGGAUGUACGCAGACUGACACGGGGGGAUGAGAACCUCUUCACAGUGCUGGGAGAGCUGAUGAGUAAGAUGAGCGAGCUAAGAGAGCUCUACCUGGGCUUUUCGACCCUUACCGCACAACUGAGACGACUGCUCAGUCCUCUGAAGACCCCACUGCAGUGUAUAGAGCUGGCUAACUGCUCUCUCAGCCCUGUGGACAUGGCUUACCUGGCUAACAGCCUGCACAGCGAGUUCCUAGUAAAACUGGACCUGAGCGGCCAUGUGGUGGCUGAUCUCUUCCCCAACACCUUCCGGAAACUGCUGCAUCGUUGCUCAGCUACUCUAACCAGUCUGGGUUUGGAAGAGUGCGGCCUGUCAGAUGAGAACUUGGAGCUCCUUGUUCAUGCACUGGGACCAUGUAAAGCCAUACAAGAGCUUAAGAUCCUGGGCAACCCACUGAGCACAGCAGCCCUGCAUGAACUGUUUAACAUGCUGGCACAAGGCUAUCCAGCUCUGAGGUAUAUAGAGCUGCCAGUGCCCCGAGACUGCUACUCUGAAGACGCAACUUACCCACUGGAUGAUUCAACACUGCUGAAUUAUGACAGAGAGAAGUUCAACCAAGCCAGAAGUGAACUGGUGGCCAUUCUGGAACAUGCUGGGAAAGGACACGUUGAAGUAUGCACACCCCUGCUUGGAGUCUAUGAUCCCGACAUCCACGAGACAAGCAACGAGCUUGGAGUUUCUUUGGUGCGCUCAUUUAAUACAGUUAUAGGGAACUUUCUACACACUGUGACAAGUGUGAAUGAACGAAGAGAACACAGCCUACAUGAGUGAGAUCAAAGAACUGAGAUUUAUUAAUAUUAGAAUUGCAGCUUAAGGUACAAGAACUACAAAAUGUGAGAAGAGACAACAAAGCACAUGAUUAGAAAAUGGCCGGAAUUGUGCAAUAGAACUAGAUUUAGAUAAAUCUGUUCAUUCACUUUGAAGUGAAUAUUUAGAGUAUAAAUAUCUGCAGAGUUCCUGGUUUAAUUUCACAUGGUUCUUUUUAGAACCAAUUAUUUUUACAUUUAUUUUUGAAAUUGUAAUUUAGACUAUAUGAACUAUUUCAUCUUAUGUACAGUUUGUUUUAUUUUUAACCAUAGGGAAAACCUUGAUGUUUUGUAAAGCAUUUGGGCCUGUCUAAAAGCAGGAUUAUAAUUCAGUCAUUUCUUUCCUAUAUGAACACAUUUGUGAUUAAAUUGUCACUUAAAAUA